This is a messenger RNA of Gigantopelta aegis, 5297 nucleotides long. Its product is annotated as RYamide receptor-like. NCBI's taxonomy places the organism in Eukaryota, Metazoa, Mollusca, Gastropoda, Neomphalida, Peltospiridae. The record is from RefSeq and is a predicted model, not a curated record. Gene Ontology annotation, biological process: neuropeptide signaling pathway. The transcript has 2 exons. The coding region runs from base 339 to 1502 and encodes 387 amino acids. Gene Ontology annotation, cellular component: membrane. Gene Ontology annotation, molecular function: neuropeptide Y receptor activity.
UACAGCAAUUAUUAAUACUGGAUUAAAAUCACGAUAAUGUCAUUGAAUUCGAAACGUUAAGGCAUGCUUCUGAACAGGGUGGUUUCAGAGAGAAAAGAAAAUUAUCUAUACUUCAUAGAAAAACAAUAUUGAUGAUACUACGGCAAUCAUUAUUACUGGAUAUUCACAGAGGAUUAAGUGUAUUCUAACGUCACCAACGAUGCCGCCGAGGGAUGUUUCUGAACAGAGGUAUUUUCAGUAAAAACUACAUCUCUAAACAUAUUCUUAAAGGACAUUGAUGAAACCACAACGAUUAAUUCUGGGUACUGACAGAGGAUUCAGUGCAAGCUCCUUAAGGAAUGAACGCCACCACGGAAAACCAAGACCAGUUUUCAUGGAAGAUAUCGAAACACGUGGAGACGUUGCUCAUCAUCCUGUACUGCAUCAUCACCGUCACGGCGAUCGGCGGCAACGGCAUCGUCUGCUACCUGGUGUUCGCCUACAAGCGCAUGCACACCGUGCCCAACUACUUCAUCGUGAACCUGGCCGUCAGCGACAUCCUGCUGGCUAUCUUUUGCAUCCCGUUCACGUUCGUGGUGAACCUGAAGAACUAUUGGCCCUUCGAGGCCGGCAUGUGUCCCGUCGUGCUGUACACGCAGGUCGUCAUCGUCUUCCUCAGCUCCUACACCCUGGUGGCCAUGAGCAUCGACCGGUACAUCGCCAUCGUGCACCCUUUCGUGAAGCGCAUCAGCCCGCGGAAGACGGUAUUCGUGAUCGCGGCCAUAUGGGCCGUAUCGCUGGCCAUACCGCUGCCGACGCUGCUCAAGUCUCGGAUGGAGUACUUCUCCAAUACGAGCGGUCAGUGUCUGGAGGUGUGGGAAGACCAGUCCAGGAGGUACGCCUACAGCCUGGCCCUCAUGGUGCUGCAGUACUUCGGGCCCUUGGUCAUCCUCAUCUUCUCCUAUUCGAAAAUUGGAUAUAACAUAUGGAUCAAGAACUACAAGAGUGAUGCCGGUAACAAGCGCCGACUCCAGCUAGCAGCAGCCAAACGAAAGAUGAUCAAGAUGAUGAUAACCGUCGUCGUGUUCUACGCGCUGUGCUGGCUUCCGGUCCACGUGAUCACCCUCCUGGGAGACCACGACCCCUACAUCUACAACCACGCCCACAUGCCGAUCAUCUGGAUGAUGUGUCAGUGGCUGGCCAUGAGCAACAGCUGCUACAACCCCAUUAUCUACAUCUGGAUGAGUCCAAAGUUUCGGACGGGGCUGUUGUUGUCGUUACACAGGUGCUCCAGGAGACGGUCGUUGUCCGUGGAUUCUAAUGAUUAUAUGGACCCGCGAGAGCGGAGGGAUUUACCCAUGAGGAGAGAACCCGAGAGAGAAAGACUGUGUCACAUCAUGGACCCAAAACUGAAACCGCACGAGAAUCAUUUCGUGAACUAUGGCGGCCAGACGACUAAGAUCAAGUAUCUGUCUCCGAACUGUAAUCGCGGUCACGAUGGUAGCAUCCACAGUGACACGUGACCUUUCGACGAGAAUACCACGUGACAGCCUUAUAGCAUUACUGCGCGAUGUUGUUUUGUUUGAUUCAUUAUAAGUGUACAAUAAUUAUUAUAUUUUGGAGUACUUGUUUCGUGUAUAUAUUAUGUACAUUAUCAGAACUUGAUUUGUAAUUAUCAACGAUAAUUAUGAAAGUGUGUAUUUAUUUACCAUAAAUAGCGACAGGAAUGUAUUAUUAAAGGCUGAGGUCAUUUGUGGUCAAUAAUGUUUACAGCUAGCUGCACAAAUGCUCACCUUAAAAUUGCAGACAGUGAUGCUCACCUUAAAAUUGCAGACAAUACUUUUGACGGGUCAUUGCUAACAUAAUUAUUAUAGACAGUGUAGACAGUGCCUUUGACAUGUGUCUGCACACGUGUAAGAGGCAUGAGUAUUGUAGAUGACACUGUCAACAGUUAUCUGUUCACGCGUAAGCAUUGUAGACAGUGCCUUUGACAUGUGUCUGCACACGUGUAAGAGGCAUGAGUAUUGUAGAUGACACUGUCAACAGUUAUCUGUUCACGCGUAAGCAUUGUAGACAGUGCCUUUGACAUGUGUCUGCACACGUGUAAGAGGCAUGAGUAUUGUAGAUGACACUGUCAAUAGUUAUCUGUUCACGCGUAAGCAUUGUAGACAGUGCCUUUGACAUGUGUCUGCACACGUGUAAGAGGCAUGAGUAUUGUAGAUGACACUGUCAACAGUUAUCUGUUCACGCGUAAGCAUUGUAGACAGUGCUGAGACAGGGCCUAUAUUUUAAGCGCUAAAAACGUAAAACAAUUGUAUGUUAUAAUGUCACUAUAGCACACGCCAUAGUGACGUCAUAGUAUACGAUGGUUUUACAUUUUCGUAAUUCUAAGAUUGCUUCGAAAAUAUGGGCCAGGGUCCAGAAAUAAUCGUAGGUACGGUUAAUUGUAGUGUUUUAAGGUGAGUUUUAAGGCUGGCACAUGUAAACUUUACAGCCGUUCCACAAAGCAACCUUACGAUAGUAAGUACCUCUUUAAUGUUUAAGAUCUUAUAUGCGAAGGAGUGCGAAUUAGUUAUAUAAUUCAUUGGUUUCCGACUAUUUGAAACAUAUUGGCUGUAUUCAAUGGUAUAGGACAUCCACAAGGUAACUUUCUCAGUUUAUUUGCUAAGCGAUACUUGCUGAAUCCAUAAGACAUGAGCGCUAUCUCUCAUAUUUUCGUAUGAAGGUCGUAUGGCCUAGAAUGUUUUUCAUCGAACGCAAAGAGUUUGUAUCCUUGUUAGAAAAUCAUCAAAUCAUCAUCUCACUGCCAUUUGACAAAUACGUUAUUGGCUUACAACUGAGUCGUACAGAAUGUAAAUUUUCACCGUAAUUUUCGACAAUAGUAAGCUACGCCGCGUCGUGGAACGGGCGCGAUCGUAGAAAAAAGUUACGGUCGCGAUGGUAGGUAUUUGAGACGAUAGUAGUGCUAAGAUUACUUCGUAAAACGAGGACCUUAAUAUAAUUUAUAAAGCUCUCUUAAGCGAUGCUGCAUUGUUCUUGCAAGUCUUUUUUAACUGGACUGCGAAAUCAUUGAGAUCUAAUUUACUAAACUCUCGCAACUUUACAAAAAAUACUCACAAGGACGAUACGUUGUUGCUUAAGCGAGCUUAAGAAAGCUUUACAAGUUAGGUCCAUGGCUGUAACCAGUCUUGUGUAUUAUAGACAGUGACAUGGCUGUAACCAGUCCUGUGUAUUGUAGACAGUGACAUGGCUGUAACCAGUCCUGUGUAUUGUAGACCGUGACAUGGCUGUAACCAGUCCUGUGUAUUGUAGACAGUGACAUGGCUGUAACCAGUCCUGUGUAUUGUAGACAGUGACAUGGCUGUAACCAGUCCUGUGUAUUGUAGACCGUGACAUGGCUGUAACCAGUCCUGUGUAUUGUAGACAGUGACAUGGCUGUAACCAGUCAUGUGUAUUGUAGACCGUGACAUGGCUGUAACCAGUCAUGUGUAUUGUAGACCGUGACAUGGCUGUAACCAGUCCUGUGUAUUGUAGACAGUGACAUGGCUGUAACCAGUCCUGUGUAUUGUAGACAGUGACAUGGCUGUAACCAGUCAUGUGUAUUGUAGACCGUGACAUGGCUGUAACCAGUCAUGUGUAUUGUAGACAGUGACAUGGCUGUAACCAGUCCUGUGUAUUGUAGACCGUGACAUGGCUGUAACCAGUCCUGUGUAUUGUAGACCGUGACAUGGCUGUAACCAGUCAUGUGUAUUGUAGACAGUGACAUGGCUGUAACCAGUCCUGUGUAUUGUAGACCGUGACAUGGCUGUAACCAGUCCUGUGUAUUGUAGACAGUGACAUGGCUGUAACCAGUCAUGUGUAUUGUAGACCGUGACAUGGCUGUAACCAGUCCUGUGUAUUGUAGACCGUGACAUGGCUGUAACCAGUCCUGUGUAUUGUAGACCGUGACAUGGCUGUAACCAGUCCUGUGUAUUGUAGACCGUGACAUGGCUGUAACCAGUCCUGUGUAUUGUAGACAGUGACAUGGCUGUAACCAGUCCUGUGUAUUGUAGACAGUGACAUGGCUGUAACCAGUCCUGUGUAUUGUAGACCGUGACAUGGCUGUAACCAGUCCUGUGUAUUGUAGACCGUGACAUGGCUGUAACCAGUCCUGUGUAUUGUAGACAGUGAUGUUACCAAUAGCUGUCAGUAUACAAGUGUACAGUAGUCAGUAUUUAAACAUUACAGAUGGGUAAGGUAAUGACACGAAUGUUUAAUGACACACCGGCUUGUGUUUAAAUAUUAAAUAUUUUUUUUAGGCAUAAAUCCUAAUCUGCUUUCAUUCGUCAGUUGAUAUUUACUAAAUAUUACAUAGCCCGCGAACCGAGAGUUUCACAACUCUUGAUCUUAUCUACAAUUAACUCGGUAUUUAUUUAUCUUUUGUGUGUGCAUGUCUGUCUGUCUGUCUGUCUGUCUGUGUGUGUGUGUGUGUGUGUGUGUGUGUGUGUGUGUGUAUGUUUGUUUGUCCCUAUUGUUUGUAAAGUUAACGACAAGACUGUCAAAUGGCAUAUAUUAUAUUCGUUUCUUACACAAAUAAAAUAAUAAUAAUAACAUCCCAAAAUGUGUAAAAUAAGAUUAUUGUUUGUAUAAAUGACUCUUGUCAUUGUUGACUAAUUAAUUUUCAGAAGGGGGUGGGGUGGGGUUGGAUGUGGGGGUGUUGAUGUUGGUGGUGAUGGUGGUGGUAUGGUGUAAUGUAAGGUAAGGUAUUAAUAUAGUGCUUUUCUAGGAUUGACGUGUGUGGACGUUUACCAUAUAAAAGUAGUAGUUGGAAAUAAUUAACUUGACCUUGACCCUAACAGUAGCCGCAGGACUAGUUAUGGACAAAAAAUAUUCAACAAGUUCUCGUAGAACUCCAACGAUAUCAGAAUCAAUUUAUCUCCAACGAUACCAGCGUCUGUUCUUGUAGGUUAAUCUUACUUGUGCUAGUUUUUGCGCUUUAAAUUAUAUCUAUGCUUAGUAUUUGCACAGAAACGAUGCCAGCCAUGCACAAUUACCAGUCAUGAAUGAUGAAGUAAUGACUACAGCCAACAUAUUUUAUUGUUUCUUGCAGUUGAACUUGCAUGGCCUGCGUUCAGCGACAGCGAGAAACGUUAACGUUCGCGAAAUAUUUGAUUAGUUGUCGAUGUGGUGAUUCGGUUUAACUUGACAUACAGUAAAACCCAAUCUAGAAUGGUUUUAACUUAAAGGGACAGACCCUAGUUUCAACCCGUGAAAAUUAACAAUAAGUUCAGAUAAUCUACAAACCUGUAACACAUUUGGAUAAAGUUACAAUUGAGUGA